This is a messenger RNA of Neodiprion fabricii, 4256 nucleotides long. RefSeq names its product kielin/chordin-like protein (gene cmpy). Gene Ontology annotation, molecular function: protein binding; serine-type endopeptidase inhibitor activity. Lineage: Eukaryota; Metazoa; Arthropoda; Insecta; Hymenoptera; Diprionidae. Gene Ontology annotation, cellular component: extracellular region. The transcript has 9 exons. The coding region runs from base 648 to 2558 and encodes 636 amino acids. The record is from RefSeq and is a predicted model, not a curated record.
CUUCGCGUCGCAUGUUCGAGUGUUCGAGCGUUAGAUUUUCGUCGAGAAACGCGGUGACACGGCCAAAUCCCGACUGCAGCAAACGACGAGGAAUCUCGCUUCCCUGCGCCGUUUGGAAAUAAACUCCUUGUGUCGAAAUAGUGCUCGUGAUUGAUCGAUGAUGCAUUCCUUUCGCUGUUGUGCGUUCAAGGAGUAAUUAACUUCUGGAAAAUCGUGAACGCCGGUGGCUCUAUUCGUGACGUUCGAACACAGUUGACGGUGAUAAUAAAAUUGCGCAGAAUAUACUUAGCCGAUAAAACCGCGGCUCCAAUCGUCUCUGCAACUUCUUAUAACAUAAAAUCGAAUAUGGAUUGUCGGGAUGAGUGCAAGUUGAAGUGUUGAUAUCGGAUAGUGGUUUGUGAUUUGUGAUGCGGUUCUCCGUGCCCGUACGCCUUCCGUUCAAUUGGAUAAGAUUCGUCGAUGUAACGGAGUGCUGCCAGUGACUGGGGUGCGAGACGUUUACCCGAUCGUUGAACGAUGGUUAAUGGUGGCAGCGGUGGGAUGAUAUGAAGCCAGUCCAGCGUUAGUCUCGCUCUGAGCCUUGGAUAGUGUUACUCACUUCGCUAAACCGUAACGAGUUCGCGAACUGCGUUGAAGGCCUCGAAAAUAUGAGAGUCCCCCUCGUUUUACUCGGCGGUAUUGUCGUCCUGUCAGUUGCGGUCGCGAGAGCCUUGUCCUGCGUCUGUUCGCCGCUGGAAUGCGACUCGCUAACGGAAGAGGAUUGCCCAGGGGGCCUCACCUGGGAUCCUUGCAAAUGCUGCAGAGUUUGUGCUCGCGUCGAGGGUGAACCAUGCGGAGGCCUCUUCGGUUUCUCUGGAAGUUGCUCGGAGGGUCUUCAGUGCGUGAUCACGACUCUUCUGGACCACGCGCGAGAAGUCGACGAAGGCACCUGUACCAAAAUUCCGGGGCGUUGGCGGCGGCAUUGUCCUCACGGUCCAAAAAUGUCAAGACCAGGGUGUAAUCUCGUCGGUGAAGGGCUGACCCGAGGAGGAAACAGCGGGACUCGUAACGCAGGUGGAAGCGACGUUGGAAGCGGAAAAUGCAUCUGCGGUCCGUCCGUUCCCUGGUGUCCGGGUGAACCGGAGCCUUACACAUACAGGACGAGGCACGAGUGCAAACUGAAUUUAGCUGCGAAACUCGCCAACGAUAACCUCUUCAACGCUGCUCCGGUAGCAGAGGUGCAGGUGACGACAAGCGCUAUUAACGUCGAACCCUGUCCCGACGACAGCAUCCUUUCCGAAGAUGGUGUGUGUACGUGCGUGUCUCCAUGUCCUCCUGGAAAGUGUGACACCGGGUCACAUCCUGUCCAGAUUCUCCCUGGCGGACCUGAAAAGCCUGGCAACUGCUGUCCUCUCUACAAGUGCGUACAUCUAGAAGGCGUUUCAUGGGAUGAACCGGAGGAGGCUAAUCAGGGAGGAUGCAUUGACAACUCGGGGGUUCCCCGCCAGGCGGGGGACCGUUGGCAGGAAGGACCGUGCACAAGCUGCAAGUGUGACGAGGGUCUCGCCGCCUGUCAAGCGUUGAUGUGCAAGAAUUGCGAAAACGCGACGCCCCCCGAGGCAGGUGAAUGUUGUCCACGGUGUCCGGCGCAGGGUAACGCGACUGGUGCCGAACCGGUCAAAUGUGUGCCUUUGAUGAACUGUGAACUCGACUGCAAAGUCGGAUUUGCCGCCGAUUCGUCCGGCUGUCCGACGUGCGAAUGCGUCCUCGAAGGGUUCGCACACGAGAACGAGAAAAUCUGUCCUCAUCUUUCGGACUGCACGUUAUCAUGCGACCUAGCAAACGACGACGGAGGAUGUCCAGUCUGCGCCUGUCAAAACGGAGGCGAGACUUCGGCGAACACGGUGACUCCCAUGGAGAUCGAGAACACCACGGGCAACGAAAACAACGACAAAAACGACGAAACUUCAGCCAAGAAAAUCUGCCCCGCUCUCAGCUGCGACCUGCACUGCGAGAGAGGUCUCGCGAUCGACGAAGAAGGCUGCACUAUUUGCGCCUGCAACCCGAAACCAGGGUGUCCCAUGGUGACGUGCAAGAAGGACUGCCCGAUGGGUUACAAAACCAAUAAACGAGGUUGCCAGAUUUGCCGUUGCCGGUUAUCAUGCGUGGAUUCCCAGAACGAGACGCACGUUGAAAAUUCAAAAUGGAGUCCAGAUUCUUGCACAACAUGCGCCUGUGAUCAAGGCGGGAGAUUGAGCUGUAACAAAACCAUUUGUUCCGUACCUUGCAAGGAUUCAUUACCGCCGCCCCCAGGAGAAUGCUGUCGAGUUUGUCCAAUAAAGGAACAUCGUGACGGCGAGUCAGCUCCGACAGGAAUGAAGGGUUGGGCCCACGUGACGGUGACAGUUGUAUUGGCAGCGCUGUGUAUUGGCCUGACGAUUCACAUUGUUCGCGGACGUUUCCGCGGCCGAUUGUCACCCUCGAAAGAAUCCUACCCGGCAUAUUCGAAUCAGUACUACAAGUGUAUACCCGUAUACGAUACUCCGGUGCAUCAGACCGAAAAAGUUGUACCGCUGUAGGCAAAUCGGUUGCAGGAUUAUUAAACUGUACAAAUUGGUGGCUAUUUUUUAGCGAUAUAUUAACUUACGUGUGUACGUUGCAAUUAGACCGACACACGGGAAGAUUGCAGAAAGCGCGUGAAAUUUUAAGAACAUUUCUUUGUUUUAUUUCAUUUUUUUUCCUUUGUUCCAUCGAGCAAUCGAAUCGUUUUCCGUUUACAAUUUUUAUGACUAUUUAUUCCUCGAUUUUAAUACUUCAAACAUAUUAUUUUCACAAAUUAUUACUGCUACUUUGAAAACUUUGAAUAUCAUACGAAAUCAGGCUAUGUAUUAUAGUUGUUCACUUUGUUAACUGUCUUGGUGAUAUUGAAAAAAUAGUAAAAACUUCCCUAGUAUUAGUCAGGGUGAAGGAGGUAUACAUGAAAUGGUGACAGCGGUAGGAUGCACCGUUUAAAUCAACAUGGAAUUGAAGCGACAUCUAAUAAUAAAAUUUCGACAUACUAUGGCGCAUAGUUAUAUUAUAAUAUCAUUGUAUAAUAUUCUCUUGAAAAAAAAGAAGAAGAAGAAACUUGGAAGAAGACUAGCGAAACAGUUACGUGAUGGUGAUUUGUUCGCGAUACAAAUUAAUCAGUACAGAAAUUUUCGAGCUGCUGCUUUGUAUUCGAAACCUAAAUGAAAUUGAUUGUAAAUUGAAACAAAAAAAAAUGUAGGGACUUGAAUACUAUACAUACAUAAUAUAUAUAUAUAUAUAUAUAUAUAUAUAUAUAUAUAUAUAUAUAAUAUGUAUACGUACAUACUGAAUUUUUACAACAAGCUACUGAUUACAGUAUAUGGUAUGUAUAUCGAUCGAUGUAGUUGUACUACACACUUUACACAAUACGAAGAAAAAACAAAAAAAAAAAAAAAGAUAUGUAAGGAAAAUAAUAAUGAAUUACUACCCUAAAGUAAUAUAAUGUAAAAGAAAUAUAUUUGUAAAUAAUGUGAAAGAAAAGAAAGAGGUGAGAGUAAAAAGAAAAAAAACUAAAACUGAAAGAAAGAAGAACGUAAAGAAGAAGACAUUCUUUAAGUUAUACUUACAAUUAUAAAUUUGAUGUUUUUUCCCCUGCAAGUAAUUCUAAAUAUAUAAUAUAAUAAUAUAAUAAUGAAUAAUUAUUGUCACUAUUAUGAUUAUCAUUAUUAUUGUUACUUGUGGUGAUCCUUUGAGUAUUAAUUGAUAAUCACUUACACGCAAUAUACGAUAUGUUAUUUUCUCUUUAUCUAAACAAAGAAAAAAAUUUAGUUUAGUACCUUAUUUUCAAAGAAAACAAAAAGCAAACUGAUAUAAAGUAUAAUCGAGGUCGGAAAAGAAUUUUUUUCAUUCAUCAAUAAUACGCGUUUAUAAAAUCGGUUUUAAGAUCAGGAUUAGUUUUGUUUCAGCGCUUAGUUUCGGCAAGAUCUCGGCAAUGCGGUGUAUCACAUAUCGUUCGUGAAGUUCUUCGCGACAAGACUUUCUACUCAGACUGUGAAGCUCGUAGAAGUCAAUGAAUUUUUGAUUUCUUGUCCGCGCGGUUUUUCGAAUAUCAAACAAACGAUGACAUGAGGAGAAAAUAAAAAGCGCGAUAAAACUGCACAUGUGACUGUAAUAAGAAUUAUAGAAAACUCCUGUUCCUUUUCAAUUAAACCACUGUAUGAGUUAAUUUUGUACGUUGUAAAAGUAUACAUAAUUAUUUUAUUAUUGAA